Globicephala melas (long-finned pilot whale) is the source of this 1226-nucleotide messenger RNA. NCBI's taxonomy places the organism in Eukaryota, Metazoa, Chordata, Mammalia, Artiodactyla, Delphinidae. The record is from RefSeq and is a predicted model, not a curated record.
AUGUCCCUGUACGAUGACCUGGGAGUGGAGACCAGUGACUCAAAAACAGCAGCCUGGUCCCAAAACUUCACACUUCUGUAGUCUCAGCUCCAGGUGAAGAAGGCAGCUGUCACUCAGGCGAAGAGCCGGAGGACAAAACAAAGUACAGUCCUUGACCCGGUAAUCAACCCGAAGCCAGGUGCCUCUUCAGACGAGAGGCAGAUUGUGGACACCGCACCGCACGUGGCAGCGGGCCUCACGGAUCCGGUUCCCACUGCAGGAGAAGUUUUGAUUCCCCUAGCUGAUGAAUAUGAUCCCAUGUUUCCUAACGAUUAUGAGAAAGUAGUGAAGCGCCAAACAGAGGAGCGACAGAGACAGUGGAAGCUGGAAAGACAGAUAGAAGAGAGAGAAAAGAGGCGUAAAGACAGACAUGAAGCUAGGGGGUUUUCCAGGCGACCAGAUUCAGAUUCUGAUGAAGAUUAUGAGCCAGAGAGGAAGAAGAGAAGUAGGGGCGGAGCUGCCAUUCCACCACCCACUUCUCUUGUAGAGAAACACAAAGAGUUACUCCGAGACUUUCCUUAUGCCGAGGAUUCAAGACCUCGCUCACCGUCUUCCAAAGCUGCUAUCCCUCCCCCAGUGUACGAGGAAGAAGACAGACCCAGAUGCCCGACCGGCCCCGGCAACUCCUUCCUCCCCAACAUGGGUGGCACAGUAGCACAUAAAAUCAUGCAGAAGUACGGCUUCCAGGAAGGCCAGGGUCUUGGGAAGCACGAGCAGGGCUUGAGCACAGCGCUGUCAGGGGAGAAGACCAGCAAGCGGGGAGGCAAGAUCAUCGUGGGCGACGCCACUGAGAAAGAUGCAACCAGGAAGUGGGAUUCAAAUCCAUUAACUGAAAUACAUAAGUGUCCUACUAAAGUGGUCCUACUAAGGAACAUGGUUGGUGCAGGAGAGGUAGAUGAAGACUUGGAAGUUGAAACCAAGGAAGAGUGUGAAAAAUAUGGCAAAGUUGGAAAAUGUGUGAUAUUUGAAAUUCCUGGUGCCCCUAAUGAUGAAGCAGUACGAAUAUUUUUAGAAUUUGAGAGGGUUGAAUCAGCAAUUAAAGCUGUUUUUGAUCUGAAUGGGAGGUAUUUUGGUGGACGGGUGGUCAAAGCAUGUUUCUACAAUUUGGAUAAAUUCAGGGUCUUGGAUUUGGCAGAACAAGUGUGACUGCAAGAACUAGAGCCUGAGUCAUCUCCAGCGAUCCUUCA